Messenger RNA from Cynoglossus semilaevis (tongue sole), 3405 nucleotides. RefSeq names its product somatomedin-B and thrombospondin type-1 domain-containing protein. The coding region runs from base 243 to 1037 and encodes 264 amino acids. The transcript is spliced from 5 exons. NCBI's taxonomy places the organism in Eukaryota, Metazoa, Chordata, Actinopteri, Pleuronectiformes, Cynoglossidae. The record is from RefSeq and is a predicted model, not a curated record.
UCAGUCAGCAGCAGUAACACAGGAGGGGCUUCACGUUGAACACUGGUCGUAAGGGGGCGGUGUCCAUCAGGAGGCUAUAGAAGAGUUGCUGCGCACAUUUACGCAUCACUUGUUCUCGCAGAUGCCCCAAACAUUUUUACUCCUUUUUUUCCCCCCCGUCACCACCAUCUUUUUAGAUUUAGAUUUUUAGAUUUAAGAUCCGCCAUCGUUUGCGAAGUUUCCGACAACAAGUGCAGAAAGUCAUGAUGGGAGCGCGUGGAUGGAGCGCAGCGCGUCUCGGCCUCGUUGUUUGUGGAUAUCUGGCGUUUUUGUGCGCGGACCUGGUUCCGCGGGUUGAAGCGGGCUGCGGGGAGAGAGAGAGUCCGAGCUGCUGCACGGGUCGGAAUAACCAUUGUUCUGAGUACAGCAGGAGGAAAACGGUGUGCUACUGUGACACCUACUGUCAGAAGACCGGAGACUGCUGCGAGGACUACCAGCGCGUGUGCCAGUUAUCUGCAGCCGUCGACUGUGUGGUGGGCUCCUGGGGUUCAUGGUCUUCAUGUUCAGCUCCAUGUGGCGUUGGCAGCACUGAAAGGAGUCGCCAAGUGUCAGUUCCCCCCAGAAACGGAGGCAGACCCUGUCCAGAUCUGAAACAGCGUCGGGGGUGCCUCGGAAACAACGCUGUAUGCAGCACAGCCAAAGAGGUGGCGAAGAUCCUGCCCGAUUCUUUCAAGAGGAACUUCAAAGACCCUUGGAGACGACCUCACAUGCUGAUGAAGGAGGAGAAGGCCAGUUACUGUGUUUACCUGCGGCUGAAACAGAUCAGUGCAGCCUGUAAAGUCAAACUGUGGAGCGCCGCGCUGGUGAGAGAGAAGCUGGUCUGUGCCGAGUGUCAGAGUGACGCCAUGUCAAAGUCAGAUCGAUGUGGAGGUGACGGCCUGGAGGGAACCAGAACCUUCUGGUCAGCGGCUUCCCUUCCUGGCUGUCACGGUUCUUGGGUACGAGAGUCAUCUUUGAAGAGCUGCCACUGUCCUCCUUACUCUGUGCUCUUCGUGUGAGCUCAUACAGGAACCUCAGACACCUGUAUAGAGAGACACUCCCCUCCACUCCCCCCCCAGCUCACUGUGGAGUCAAACCAGAAUCCUUCCGAUCUGGAUUUCUGGAUGGCAUCUCAAAGAGAUCAUCAGCAUAUCCUGCCAUCUGUCCUUAUUCCCUUCAUACUCUGUAGUAUCUAAUCUGUUACCAAGCACACACCUUUUAUGAUUUCAAAUAUCUCUCAUUCUAAAACACAGCAUCUUGUAUAUCUAUUUACCUCCUUUAAUUCUUCUCUUUGCUAUCUACCUCCAACAAUGCAAGAGCAUUGGUUAAUGCUCAAUGUGUAAUAUAUAAAUAUAUAUUAUUUUGCUUUAUACAAUAAUAACUUUAAUUCUUUUUUGUAAUAUAUAUAUACUGUAUCUAUCUAUCUAUCUAUAUAUAUAUAUAUAUACUGUACUGUACUGUACUGUAAUUGUCUUUCACCUAAAGGACCAAUCAGGAGACACUUCUCAGUUCUGUCUCAGUUCUGCAGCUCAGACCGUUAGCAUUUGUAUUCACAGCAACGAUCACAUAUUAAUUUUCAGGAGUUAGAUGUGUGUCUGCCCACGGAAAAAAAAAAAAAAAAAGAAAUCUACCAUUAUACACGGCAGCACGUGUAUCGAUAGUCGCUGUCAGUCAAACUGAUCGCUUGUUUCUUUUCAAUCUGGCACAGAAUAGUGACGGCUGUCUCACUUCUAUGUCGAUGUGACAUCACUGUUAAGAUUGAGGUUGAUUUGACGUAUCUGAUUUACUGGUGGAAUAUUGUGAACUUUUCUUUGUUCGUCAAAGCGUGACAGGCAGAACAAUUGAAUAUUCUUCCGCUAGGGGGCAGCAGACGGCUCUGAAAACUAAAAAAAGAAGAAAAAAUAACAGAACUGUUGAAGAUCUUUGUGAGUGUCUUUCUUCAAUUCCUGGAAAUAUAUCAGCGUUGUCUUCAACUAAACAGGCUGAGUGAGUAAAUUCGAGAUAAAAGAUUUUUAUAUUUUAUCACAUAUACUUUUUAAGAGAAUUUUUUGGUGGUGUGCUGUGCAUUCCAUUUUCUAAUGGAAAAUAUGUGCUGUGGCUCAAAAAGGCUUGGGAAACAGAGGCGUGGGUUUUUCUCAAUCUCUAUGACACUGAUAUUUUAGGCAUAUUAAGAUCCAUGUUUUCUGCCUUCAACUAACACAUCUUUUUGAUUGAUGUUGAAUAUAUUGGCUCAGUCACGUAUUUUAAAAAUGACAAUUCCCUUUAGAGGUAACUAGACAGUAAAGCAUGGUAGUUGAUACAGAACACCUAAUUGGUAGCUGCAACCGUCCACCAAGUUUCCUCUGAAUGUCUGUGAACCUUGGGUUUAAACAAAAAGCUAAAAUGGAGUUGGUCCUGAAAUGGUGCUGUGUGCUGCAGCUAGGUGGCUCUGUCCAUUUCUUACAUACGAUCACACACACAUAUUAUUUUGCAUAACAAUGAGAGCCAAGACAAUUUUGUUUUUUUAAUCAGUGUAUUACAUCAUUAUCUGUGUUCACUUUAUACCAGGGGUGUCAAACUUAUUUUGCUUGUGGGGCCACAUUCGGCAUAAUUAGUGGGCCAGACCUGUACAAUCAUCACUUAAUUACCCACAAAUAACAAUAAGCCCAUGUUUUUACCCCCUUUUAUGUAAAGAAGUACAUGUGUACUAGAUAAAUCAUCAUAUUGAAUGAAUUAUAAUUUGACAAAACAUCAUUAACAUGUAGUGUUUAUGCUUUUGUUCACUUUUAAAAUUCAAUAAAGCGCGUCUGAGCAAACCGCCUAGCGCAUUGUCUCCCAAAGACUGGGUCGGGACCCGCAGGUGGGUCACAAGUGAUUUUUUUUUUGGGGGGGUGUCGUCUCACAUCAUGUUUUCCAGGAGUUUAGGAAUGAUGUCUAUUGACUCUAUUCACUAUUGGGUCGUGAAGUUUUGUGGGUCCACAGAAAAAAAGUUUGGGAAACAUUGCCCUAGCCCGCGGGCCAUAUGUUUGACACACCUGCUUUAUAUUUAGGCUUUUUUUUUUUAUUUUAAUUCUUGCAGUUGUCCAGGUUGUUUUAGCAGCACAUCCUGGAACACAGUCAUAACAAACAGCUGGGCUGCUCCCUCCACUGAGGAGGUUUCCUCCCAUUUCAUACCACAGCUUCUUAAUUUGCACUUCCUCUCCUUCUCUGUCAAUACUUUCAUGAAAACAUCAUCUUUACAGCGGGUUUACAAGAAAACUCUGUGUCAAUCCCUGUAAAGACUUUUUUCUCCUAAUGAACACCUGUGUACCUGUGUUUGUGUUUAUUUAUUAUACAACAAGUGAUGAUUUUUAUUAGUGCAGCUCAUCAUAAUUGUCCUUUAGGAAAAAAUAAAAGACUAAACUGUCA